CUAUGCCUCUGGUCGGUGGGUUGGUAGGCGUGAAAUUAACAUGGUGCUUGAAAGCGCGUGUUAACUGUACGUUUGUUAUACCUUUAUUAUUAGUAAAGAAAUACGAUUUUAUUCGUUUGAAAUGAAAGGGGAUAAUUAAUAUAGAAAUCAAAUUCUACAUCACGAAUAAAUUUUGUUUAACAUAUAUCGCGAAAAUAUGGCAGAAUCUGUUGGACCAAUACUUCAUGUAAUUGUUGUCGGAUUUCAUCACAAGAAAGGGUGUCAAGUAGAAUAUUCAUUUCCCCCAUUGGUACCUGGAGCUCCAAAUGAAUGCCCUUUGGGUUGGAAAUAUUUACCCACUCUUGCUUUACCAGAUGGAUCUCAUAAUUAUGACGAAGAUACAGUCUUUUUUCAUUUACCCAGUUUAAACGAUCCAAAAUGUACGGUAUAUGGAAUUUCAUGUUUCAGACAAAUUCCUGUUGAGAAAUUGAAGAAUCGUACAUCUGAUAUAACAAGAGGUACAGUUCAAAAAUCUGUUUGUGUGUUAAGCACCUUACCAUUAUAUGGUCAUAUUCAAGUGAAAAUGGCUCUGAUAACACACGCAUAUUUUGAUGAAGGAGAUUUUAGUAAAGUGUCAUUAUUAGAAGAUACUUAUCAUCAUCUUAAUUCUUGUAUGAGCAGUGAAAGUCAGAUACCACCCCAAGUGUUUGUUGGAUUGUCUGCAAGAGAUUUUAUACUGCAAUUUCGUCACAAAGUUCUUUUAUUAUUUAAAUUACUUCUGUUGGAGAAGAAGAUUGUUUUCUAUCAGUCCCCGGUGCAACCAUUAUGUGCUACAAUAUUAACAUUACUUUCCUUGUAUCCUGGGAUGAUUGAACAUGGCUUGCAACAAGCUGCAUGUGUUAGACCAUCAAGACCUAUGUCACCCAUUCCUACAUUUGACGAAGAAGAAAUAUCAAUAAAGAACAUUGAUAAUAAUUUAUCUACGAAUUCCGUGCAAAACAACAUGUCAGAUACAGUAAAAGAACACAUUAACGGGAAUUCGAACAGAAACUCAUUGUGUAUAAAUGAUAAUAAAGAUAUUGAAGCAAUGGAAGGCAAAUGUUUAGAUGAAUUUAAAAAGAACAACAAUGAGAAUGAAAAUGUAGGCAUGAAAGUCAUUGAAGUGGAAUCAGCACAAGAAUGCACCGAAUCUUACGCGGAAGAAAAUAAUUCUAUGUAUUCGUCUAAAUCAAAUGAUAAUGUACAUAGAGUACAGAGUGUAAACACAAUUACAUUAGGCACAGCGGAUACUGAUAAUCCAUUGCCACGCGAUACAAGUAACGAUGCACUUUCAGAUGCACGUUUGACAAAUAAUAUCACUCAGAUUGCUCAUAUAAAUCCAGAACUCUGUGGUUUACCUUUAAAUAUAUUCACAAAGGGUUAUUUAUGUUUACCAUAUCUAUCCUUGCCAUAUUUGGAUCUUUUAGCUGAUAUUAACGUUAGAGGCUACAUAGUUGGGGCAACGAAUGUUUUGUUCAAGCAAAAGAAACAGCUUAUCGAUGUAUUAGUAGAGGUUGAAAAUACACGGAUAGAAACAAGCGAUCCAGAAUUAAGACGACAACUGCAUCUCACAACGGAGGAUCUGAGAUUUGCAGAUUAUAUAGUCAGGCAUGUAUCAGAGCCCCGUAAAGAUAUUUUUUUAGACGGCGUAGGAUGGGAAGGUGGAGAUGAAUGGAUCAGAACCCAGUUUCGAGUUUACUUAUUAAGCAUGUUGCGAACAUCUAUGCAACAAGAUACUAGACAGUCUGACCAUUAUAAUUCUGCGUUCAUGGCUGCCUGGCGGGCAACGAAUAACUACAAAAUCUGGAGCAGUAUUAAUAAGCCAGAAAUAAAUAACAUAGAUCCUGGUCAUCCAUUCGCAGGACAAUUAUCCGUGCAGGAUAUGAAGUUACGCUUAUCGCACACGAUGCAGAAUACAGAAAGUGGAAGGAAAUUGAAUCAAGCAAUGGCGUCAACGGGAAGAGCUGUUGCGACGACAGGAAAAGCUGUAGGUGGUGCACUUUCCCAAGCUAAAGGGGCAUUCUCUAAUUGGUGGAGUACAUUAACAACGGUUCAGUCUGUCGAAGAAGGAAAGGCUGACAAUCAAACAAUUAUACAUCAGACACUUUCAAAUAUAACCAAUAAAACUGCUAUCGAGGACGAAGAAAUGAACGUAUCCACUAAUAAUACAAAUCUAGAGAUGACUGUAGAUUAAUAUAAAGAGAGUUCGAAUUGUUUGAUACCAUAACUGUAAAAGAUGAUUUCUAAAACCAAAUGUAACAGGUGAUAUUGUUUCUUACUAUACAAAAAAUAUGGUAGAUCAAGAAUAGUAUUCGUACAAUGCAAAUUGCUGGUGUGUAAAACAGGAAAUCUGAAGGAAAAGUUUCAGGUAAGAAAUUCAAAUCUGAACAGUAGAUUAUUAAUGUGAUAUAUAGUGUGGUAAAAAGGAGAUACAAGAUUUUAAUUGACAUUUUAUUUUAAUAUCUUUUUAUGUUAGUUAUUAAUUCUUCUUUCUUUUGAAACGAAGAUAUGUGUUUAUUAACACACUUGAUUACUGUGUAAUGUGUAUAAUAUGUACCGAGUAUAGUAGGCUUCCUUUAAAAUGAUCAUAUAGGAAAAUUUUCAGACUACAAGACUAGAAAUUUCGUAACUUCUCAUUUAAUAUUUACAGGCAAUUAGUGAUAUCUUAUUUCCUUAGAGCAUCAUUUUUCCUAGAAAAUCCUACCAUACUCGGUACUGUACAAUUAUUAUGUUAUUAUUUAUAUAGAAAGAUACUCUUAAUUGAAAAGUACCUGCAGUUUUAGGUUUUGUACAUAGGAUUUUUUGAAACAAGCAUAUCAAUUGAAACAAUUCAUUCAUAGCGGUUUAAUAUUAUUUUACCUUGAGUAUAAUUAGACAGUCAUAUACCAUUGACCUAACUAGGAUUUUUGUAUAGGGUGGGAUAGGGAGUUUAGAUUUACUAUUAGUAUUAAAUAUUUAAUAUUGUGUCAUUCUAAUUUCAUUCUAAUAUUGAUUGAUUAUAACUUAUUUUAGUUGCAAUAUACGUUGCAUUUCGGACAAAAUACUUAGUUGUAUUGCAAUACGAUUUUACGACAAGAUUUUAGAAUGUUGAGGGUGCCAAUUCACAUUUCUCUGGAGGGGUAGAAUCAAACCCACUCUGACUCCUAGUUACGCCAGUGACACAUACACGAUAUUACAUACAUCAUAUGUUAUGAAUUCUUUCAAUUCGUAAACCUCAAUAACACAUCUAAACAUGUUCAUAAUAUUGCUCAUUACUUGCUUCAGUAUCAUUCUCUUAUUGAGAAUAUAAAAACUUUUAUAUUAUCAGAAUUUAAUUAAUUUCAAUACACAUAAAAUUAUGUUACGAAAAAAAAAUAUUAAAAAAAAAAAUAUAUAUAUAUAUAUAUAAUUGUAACAAUUUCUUAUAAAGAAUUAAAUUGUGGUUUAUAUGUUCUGAAAUUUUUUAUUUACAUUUAUAUAAAUUAUAACACACUUAACUGCUACACUUGUAAUAAGUAUAUAGACUGUUUAUAAUAUGCUAAAUUAGUCAAUGUUAACAUAUAAUCAAUAAUAUAUAAAUGUAGAUAAAAUAUGGAAUGCAUUUUUCUUUUUCGUAUUAAAAUAUUAAAACUUUAAUUCAAAAAGAAUUAUUUUUUAAUUCUGUUAAAUAAAUUUUUGUUCAACGAAUACAUUUAUAGCGGCCAAAUAAAAAUGCAUUACCUAUUUAUAGAAAAAUUUAUUAUGUUAUUAUAAAUUACAUUUUUGUUUUAUUAAUAAUUGUGAUAUUUUAUUUGUAAUUACUGAAAGGUUGAUAUAGCAGUUAAAGAAGUUAUCAAAUUUUCAUUUAAAUACGAGUGCCAAAAAUGUUGGCAUAGAUCUUAUGAUUUAUUUAUACUACAAAUAAAUUUAUGUAAAGUUAAUGAUUACUCUACAUUGUUAGGUUUCUGUUAUCAAAUUCUAUACUAGUCAAUUUGCAUUGUAUCUGUGAGCCAUAACUUCAUUGUUAUACUUUUUAUGAGUCAUAUGUAUGAAAAACUUUUAGUUGUAUAAUUUCCGCAAGAGAUAUAAAGGAAAAUUUUGUUAAAUGUAACACAGGGUUUUAUAAAUGUGAUAAUAUGCGUUUUA
Osmia bicornis bicornis is the source of this 4122-nucleotide messenger RNA. Its product is annotated as late secretory pathway protein AVL9 homolog. Gene Ontology annotation, cellular component: cytoplasm. The coding region runs from base 197 to 2212 and encodes 671 amino acids. Lineage: Eukaryota; Metazoa; Arthropoda; Insecta; Hymenoptera; Megachilidae. The transcript has 9 exons. The record is from RefSeq and is a predicted model, not a curated record.